GGCUUUGUCGCGUUACGGUCGAAUUACCUCAGUGACCCGAGAAAGAACCCCUGAAGCAAACAAACUAUAUAACUAUAAUAUAACCUUUCCGUACCCAGCUGUACCACUCACUCUGCAAAUACGUUACGAACGUAACGAAACUAUGGCUAUGGUAACGGGCUAUGGCUCGACAAGUCCACCAAGAAGACGGUCUAAAAACUUCACCCCUCAGAGUCAGACAGUGAAACGGUGUUUUUCUUCUGUGCAGGUAUUGAUCCAGAUGGGCUUCUCGAAGGAGAGAGCGGAGAAGGCUGUUGCAGCAACAGGAAACGGUACAGCACAGGAAGCAGCACAGUGGCUGCUGAAUCAUGCCAAUGAUCCGUUAUUGGAUGACCAGUCUCCCCGGGAAUACGUGCUCCUCAUGUGUCCAACAGGCAGCGUGCUGCAGGAGAUAGAGCAGUUCUACGCCCACGCCGCUGACAUGAUCAAGGACUGGGACGCCGCGGCGUGCCGCGCCGCCCCGCACAUCCCGCUGACGGGAUUCUUCCCCGUCAGGCACGCCCACGUCGCCCUCCUCCACGACGCUCUCCGCCGUGUCGUCGACGCCGCCGACCCCACGACCCGGAUGCAUCUCGAGCACGCCAUCCCGGACUCCAUCGUCGGGCUCGCCGUUGCCGACGGCGACGCUACACGCCUCUGCGAGCUCGCAGCCUCGUUCGCCGGCGAUCUCGCCGCCGCCGGCAUCCAGGUGGCGCCGAGCGAGGACAUCGCGCGGCGGCGGCCGCCGCGCAUCGCGCUCGCACGCAACUUCGCCGCGCACCAGCGGCCGACGCUCGAGCGGCUGUGCCGGCGCGUGGACGUAGGUGGCGCCAGCGGCACGGCGUGGGACGUGCGGCUGUACUCUCGCGACGCGGGGUUCAGCGGCUGCGAGGCGCACCGCGUCGCGCACAACUACGAGCCCGUCUACGAUGACGAGCUGCAGCUGACGAUCGACGACUACGUCUACGUCGCCGCUGGUGCCCUAGCCGCCUCCGAGGACGGCUGGGUGAGCGCCACCUCGUGGCGGACGGGCGUGCGCGGCAUGACGCCCGGCAACUUCCUCCAGAGGGCGCCCGAGACGUGCGUCUGGCGGCUGCACCGUUCGUACCCGGUCGCACGCGUCGUCGUCGAGGCGGUGAACGGCGUGCAGGGAGCGCCGGCGGCGGCGCGGCGGCGGCUGUACGUCAUGCGUCACGGCGAGCGCGUCGAUUUCACGUUCGGCGGCGACUGGUGGAUUGAGACGUGCUUCGACGCGGCGGGCAACUACGUGAGAGUCGACGCGAACCUGCCCCGCGCGCUGCCGCGUCGCCGCGGCGGCCCGCACGACUACGACCGCGACGCGCCGCUCACCGAGAUCGGUCUCACGCAGGCGCGCCUCGUCGGCGACUCGCUGCGUUUCGGCGGCGGCACGGUGGCGCACGCGUACGUGUCGCCGUCGCUGCGCUGCGUCCAGACGGCGGACGCGCUGCUGCGCGCACUCGGGGUGCGCGACCGCGUGCCGCUGCGCGUCGAGCCGGCGCUCUUCGAGUGGAUGGGCUGGUACAAGGCGCGGCGCGCGACCUUCAUGACCCCCGCCGAGUUCGCCGACGCCGGCUACAACGUCGACGUCGCGUACUGCGCGCUCGUCGACGAACGGCAGCUCGCGACGGCCGAGACGCUCGCCGACUACUACGCUCGCAGCGAGCGCGCGACGCGGCACGCCGUCGCCCACGCUGCGGCAGAGGGCGCCGGCGGCGAUGUCCUCCUGGUGGCGCAUGCGGCGUCGCUGGAGGUGAACACGCGGGGCCUGCUCGGGCUGCAGCCACGCACCUACUCGGCACUGUCGCGCAUCAUGAACGGGACGCCGUACUGCAGCCUCGCCGCGCUGGAGGAGGGGUCGUCGGCCAGCGCGGCGUGGAGCCUCGUGCAGCCGCCCUGCAUGCCCGUCACUCACAUGUCGAACCCAGAGUUUGACUGGACGGUGUUGAAGUAG
Molecule: messenger RNA, 1990 nt
Organism: Priapulus caudatus
Lineage: Eukaryota; Metazoa; Priapulida; Priapulimorpha; Priapulimorphida; Priapulidae
Product: protein UBASH3A homolog
Exons: 3
Coding region: 143-1990 (615 amino acids)
Molecular function (GO): protein binding
Source: RefSeq, a predicted model, not a curated record